Neurospora crassa OR74A is the source of this 2619-nucleotide messenger RNA. Its product is annotated as D-lactate dehydrogenase. Gene Ontology annotation, molecular function: D-lactate dehydrogenase (NAD+) activity; FAD binding; D-lactate dehydrogenase (cytochrome) activity. The record is from RefSeq and is a predicted model, not a curated record. Gene Ontology annotation, biological process: lactate catabolic process. Gene Ontology annotation, cellular component: mitochondrion. Bases 553 to 2295 code for a protein of 580 amino acids. Lineage: Eukaryota; Fungi; Ascomycota; Sordariomycetes; Sordariales; Sordariaceae. The transcript has 7 exons.
GAACUUCACAAGCACCCUUCGAGUAUGCCUUUUAUGCAUACCGCGUUCUGAAAACUUUAAUCGUUCAAUAUAAAAUCAUCACGAUUUUGUCAUCAAGUCAUCCACACGCAGCCUUCUCAUAGCCCACUUCAACUCUCUAGUUACGGACUGAUCGUCGUUUGCUUGUUACCACAAAGGCACGGCGAGUGGUUUGGUGAGCUGAGUGUGUGACUUCGGGUACGCUUUUCCAAAGGCUGGGUCAAUCCGGGCCUAGUCUUUGGAGUGGGUACUUUCCUCGGGUGCAGGCGUGCGUGAGAGCCAAGCCACGAGUUGAUAAGUACGGCGUAGUUAAGCCGUCCCUCUUCCGACCUAACUCUACAUGAGACGAGCCCAUCGGGCAGACCGGCGUUGGCUAUUUCGUCCCUCCCAAGAAAACGAGAGUGUUCAGAACAUAUAUUACCGGUCAUCAACUGAAUAUGAGGGCUUGGUUCUCACUUUAGACUCAGCAAUAACGGUGCACCGUAACCCUCCACUCAACCAUCGUGUCUGAUCCAGUCCACAACGCUGACCGGCAUGUCGACAACCUACCUCAUGAAAGCGGCGAGGCCCAUUCGCCGGGCUGUUGCUGGCCCCGGUGUCAGUGGGAGUACCUGGAGCCUUGCCUUCCGCCAGCGACUCACCACUUCGGCCGUCCGAAGCAACAUCUCUGGAGAGAGCGGUGGUAGUAGCAAUGGUAAAGCACGCCAGACACGAUGGGCUUCGACGUGGCCUCCUGUAUCAGGAGCCAUUGUCAUCGCCACUACCGCCAGUCUCCUUGGCUGGAGCCUGUCAGAAUUUCGGCAUAACGGGUUUCCCGGAACUAUGUUGAUGGAUAGUAUCUACCCUGCGCUAGAUUAUGCAAGUCUACACGAGAUGGAGCAGGCUAUUGCGGAGAUCAGAAGAGAGAUUGAGGGCGAGGACAUCAUUUCAACUGACCCGGAUGACCUCCACGCUCAUGGAUAUUCGGAGUGGUCAUCAUCCAACCCAGAGGGAUUACCAGUUGCGGUAGCCUACCCCCGAUCAACAGAGCAUGUGUCAACAAUCGCACGAAUAUGUCACAAGUACCGCGUACCUAUCAUUCCGUACUCUGGAGGGUCCAGUUUGGAAGGAAACUUUUCUGCGCCUUACGGGGGAAUCAGUGUCGAUUUUGCCUUUAUGGACAAGAUCGUGCAGUUCAACAAGGACGAUAUGGACAUUGUCGUACAGCCGAGCAUUGGUUGGCAGGAUCUGAAUGAGCAGCUGGCUAAGAUGGCGAGUGGUCUCUUCUUUCCCAUUGAUCCAGGCCCAAGUGCCAAGAUUGGUGGUAUGAUUGGCACCAACUGCUCCGGUACGAAUGCCGUCAAGUAUGGCACCAUGAAAGACUGGGUCAUCAACCUAACUGUGGUCCUCGCCGACGGCUCCGUCAUCAAGACCCGCCGGCGUCCACGCAAGUCCUCAGCCGGCUACAAUCUUAACAGUCUCUUUGUGGGCUCGGAGGGAACUCUUGGUCUCGUUACAGAAGCGACUUUGAAGCUAGCCGUCGUCCCCGAGGAGCUCUCCGUCGCAGUCGUCACCUUCCCCACGAUCCGCGACGCAGCGGCAGCAGCCGCCGAAGUCAUGCAACGGGGUAUUCCUGUCGCCGCCAUGGAGAUCAUGGACGAGGUGCAGAUGAAGGUAGUUAACAUAGGCGGAGCUACUGCGCCGCGGGUGUGGAAGGAGAUGCCGACGCUCUUCUUCAAGUUUGCGGGGACGAAAGCAGGCGUACAGGAGAACAUUGAUUUGGUGCAGAGAAUCACCAAGACAAAUAAAGGGAGCAACUUUGAGUUUGCCAAGGAUGCGAGAGAGCAGAAGUUGUUGUGGUCUGCGAGAAAGGAGAGUCUGUGGAGCAUGCUUGCUUUGAGGAAGGAGGGCGAGGAAGUUUGGAGCACCGACGUUGCAGUCCCUUUCAGCCGGCUGGCCGACAUCAUCGAAGUUAGCAAGAAGGAGAUGGACGAUCUAGGACUGUUCGCUAGCAUCCUGGGCCAUAUUGGUGAUGGAAACUUCCAUGAGAGCAUCAUUUACAACCGGCAGAAGAAGGAAGAAAGGGACAAGGUGGAAGUGUGCGUGAAGAACAUGGUCAAGAGGGCGCUGGAGAUGGAGGGGACGUGUACGGGUGAGCACUCGAUUGGCUGGGGUAAGAAGGAGUCAUUAUUGUGGGAGGUUGGGCCAGAUACACUUGGUGUCAUGAAAUCGAUUAAGCUGGCAUUGGAUCCCAAGUGGAUUAUGAACCCGGGUAAGAUCUUUGAUCGUCGAGCGUGACCGGGAGGGCGAGGAGGUAAGCGCUAGUGUCUAGACGAUGGAUUGGCCAGGAGACGCAAGGUUCAUGGCUAAAGGGAUCACAGAAGUGAGUGUAUCUACUGAGGAUCAAAACCCCUGUCUUGACUGGAUGCUGUGGCGUUUUUACAUUGAUUUCAACGUUGAGCUUCAGUUUCGGAGGCCAUAGGGCAAUGAAUGCAUCAAUGACUGAGGCACAGGAUAUCAAGAAGAGCGAAACUCGUAUAUAAUUCUCGGUUUGGUUGAAACUCCGUGGAGAGGAGAUGUGGGUUGUUUACAUUUAUCAAUUGAUCUGAUGUCCGGCGUCGU